This is a messenger RNA of Effrenium voratum, 1846 nucleotides long. NCBI's taxonomy places the organism in Eukaryota, Dinophyceae, Suessiales, Symbiodiniaceae. The record is from the annotation of a GenBank genome assembly.
AUGGGGAAGCUGAACUGGGGUCAGCUCCAGGACUAUGACCUGCCCAAGGCAUCGCCAAAGGCAUCGGAGGGCGAUCUGUCGCCCACGCAGGCCUCUGUGGCUCCGAAGCCCUCCGAGGGGGAGUCCUCCGUUACGGAGGUGCAGUUGGCGCACCACAACUUCGAGCACGAGGACGGGGAGACCCACGAGUUCCAGGAGACCGCCCACUUGGUGGAGAUAGAGGGCGAGGAGGAGGAGGAGCACCUGCACGAGGUGGAGGAAGAGCCCCACGGCGACGAGGAGCUCGGGCCUCCUAUCAGCAUCUACAAGCCGGUGACGCCUUAUGAGGUCAACUGGGAGAUGAUGGACACGCCCGACGCAUCUCAAGGCCAGGGCAAGCGCCAGGGCAAAGCGCCGAAGACAAAGAUCAUCAAGGGCCGCUGCCAAUGGCGCAACCCCGUUGGGUUCACGUGCUCCACGGACGUCUCGGAAGCCCUGGAGAUGGAGCCGUGGCCCAACGACAUGCUGGCAGUCUACACCACAACGCAAGGAGGAGACAGCAAGGACAUGUCCUGGGUGGAGGGUGUGACAUUGCUGAGCUCCGAAAGCCAUAACCUCAUGGCCUUCAUGCUGCUGAUCGCCUUUCUGCGAGACCAUCAGGACCUCUACGUGGACGUCGAUCUGAUGGAUGGUCGCAUCUAUUCCAUGAAGGGCCCAAACGGCUUGGAGCAUACGUGCACGGAAGACCAAGUGCUGCUCAUCGAAGACCUGCAAGUCAUCAACGACCUGCGCCGGGCAUUGUCCGAGGCCUUCUACAGCAAAGCGCCGCCCAAAAUCACCACGGUCGAGAAGGAGGAGGGCAUCGACUUCUCAGGAACUCGAGGCAAGCGGGACGACGAGCCAGUGCCGCAGGUGGCCGCCGAGCCUCGCGUGGCAGAGGCAUUGGACCGGCUCUUCCAGGUCUUGCGGGAGACUCCCACGCGGAUGCACACCAUCGACGAGGCCACCUGGUCCCGGCGGCUCCGGCUGGCCAAGUCCAAGCGCCAAGUCUUCCCCCUGCACCGGGAGUCCCAGCGCCGCCAGGGGGACGACCUCUUCACGCUCUUUGAGCCGUUUGUGGACCUGGAGCAGGCGCGCGCGGAGGCGGAGCGCAAGGAGCGAGAGGAGGAGAUGCGGAAGCGGCAGGCGGAGGAGGAGAAGCGACGAAGAAAGGAGGAGGAGCGACGGCGCAAAGAGGAGGAGAAGAGGAUGAAGAUAGAGGCGAAGAGAGAGGAGGAGCGCAGAGCCAAGGGCAAAGGCAAGGGGAAGGAGGGCAAGGGCAAGAAAGGACAGCAGCAGCAGCAGCAGCAGCAGCAGCAGCAGCAGCCGAGGCAGAAGCAAGCGCAGCAACAGCAAGCGCAGCAAGCGCAGCAAGCGCACGCGCAGCAACAGCAAGCCCAAGCAUCCCAAAGCUCUCGACGCCAGAAGCAGAAGGGCAAGAAGGGAGGCGCCAGCUCGGUGGAUCCCAACACCUCGGUGCUGCAGCAGCCGGUGGCCUACACCAUGCCGGACCUGCCCGAGGGCUGGGUGGCCGUGCAAGACCCGUUGACUGGACAGAUGUACUACUGGAACCAGCACACCAAUGCCACCACCUGGGAGAAGCCCGUGAUGAUGCCAAUGCCCAUGCCCUUUGCCGGCGGCUUCUUCUUCGGGCCCCAGUAAGCAAGGUUGGGAUUUGUUGUCAGGAGUUGAGUUGCAAGCUUCUUUGCCAAGAAUCCCAACCCGCUUUAAUAAGUGAGACUCCGCGAGUGAGUCGGCUCGGAUCCGGAUGUACUCACCUGCCCCCUGUUGGAACCCGGACACAGGGUUUGCAGAACAUAGUAUGUGA